CACGCGACAGCAUCUAUUCACCACCGCUGCUGCCGCCUCCUGCAUCACCAUCCUCGAUUCUAAGCGCUUACUUACUUACUUGCGUUUUAAUAACGGACCGCCUGCAAUUUUUGCUUGAGUCAGUGAUUAUUAAUACCUUUUACGUAUUCAACUUUGACUAAAUACUGCGUUGUCUUAUAUAAUAAUCGUACCGGACGAUUAAUACCAAAUAUUAACUAUCAAUAUCAGUGAUUAAAUAUCAUCUUUAACUUCAUCUGACACCAAAGGAUUUAAAAACGUUGAUACCGAUGAUAACUCACGGUGAGGAUAAAAUAGUGGAAGAAUAAAAGAAAGAGGGAGUUAAGUAUUGUCAUCAGCGCGCGUGCGAGCAACAUUUUAUUGGCUGGCAGCCAAAGCUUGGUUAGAUUGAUGGUAGCAGUGUGUCAUUUCGGUAGCAGCUCUCGAGUUAUAGCUGUGAAACCUCGUACCGCGUGGAUUAUGGGACGUUGACAGAAAUGUGCUUUAAUGACAGGUGGUGGUAGUCACGUUAUGGAUGUCUUGUCUAGAGAGUCGAUAAUACCUAUUUCUUAGUAUUAUAAUUAUUAUUUUCAACGUGUGGUUAUUUAUUUAGUGUGUUAGUGAAUAUAACUUUGAGAAAUUGUGAAUAUAUACAAAGGAAGUGAGGGCUAUCAAGUGACUUUGAUUAUUAAUAAGAUUAUAAUUAGCUAGUUGGCAUUAUUGGUCACGUGAUAUUGUGUACUUAUUCGCUAACGAUCAAGGAUGACAGUGCGUGGAAAAUUGUGCACGUUUAAAUUUAUCGUGAAACAUGAGUGACGUAAAAUUUUUUGUUCUUUUUUUAGUGUUAAGAUAUUGAAACUUAAAAAUUGUAGUGGUUAUCAUCAUUGUUUAUAAAGUGAAUAUUAAUUAAUUAGAGAGGAAACUUCAAAUAUUAAGUGAAUACAUGAAAUGUACUUCGAAAAUUUUUAAUUGAGAGAGUAACCAAAACACAGUGGAUUUUUUUAACCGUGACUACUUACGGCAACGUUUUGGACUCCAGGGUCGCGGUGGCGGGCACCGGGGUCCUUACUUUUUCCGGUCUGAUAACCGAAAAGGGUUUAUCACAAGGUGGACAGUCAAAGAAUAAGUCUGCAGGGCUGGCGGGACUCGACAGUGAUACGGUGCGCCGGUGGGUCGCGGAAGCUGCCCGAUCCGUCCGCCAAAUACCUCCGACUGUUCUUAUUCCUUCAAGUUCUCAGCAUCAGCUUUUUCAGCUUCAUCAGAACUCACAACAACAACAACAACAACAACAACAACAACAACAACAACAACAACAACAACAACAACAACACAAACAACCUCCAAGGCGUAAAUCUCACGACGCUACUCCAUCAUCAGUAGUUCCAUCAAUUGAUUUGCCCACGUCGAUGACACAAACACCCAGCAUGCACUUGUUGGAGAACAACAACCUGAUGGAAAUUGCAAUGGUUCAGCAGCAUCAGGCACAACAACAGGCAUCCCAACAAAAACAAAAGCAAACAAGUAGUCCAACAAAUAAUAAUACCAUUGAAGCUUGGAGAUUGAUACAAGGUGGUCAUCACUGGUGGAGUCCGCCAAACAGCGUUCAUCAAGAUCAAGAAAUGUCUCCUAUACCCCAAAUUAGUCAAGUUCAAAGCAUUAUUUCUGGGUCACUUAACCAAGUGCAAAGGCUUCAAACCCAACAACAACAGCAACAAUCCCAAACGUCACAACAGCAACAACCUGUUCAAUCUGAUGUGGAUCAGCCCCUAGACUUUUCUGUUGGUUCUCUUCAACAACAGAGGCUACAAUCUCGUGCUAAAAUUAUUCACGAGAGACUUCAAAGCAGAAUGCACGAUAAUAAUAAUAGCAUGGGAAGUGCACAGAAGAUUGUGGAUAAGGGCAACAGUGGAAGAAGUAACAGCCCCAGUGAGGCUAGCACCAGCGCCAGUGAAGAUGAGGGAGUGUCUACGGGUGGUAGCCCUUCUGGUCCUUUACGGGGUGCUGAAAAUGACUCUUGUGAUGCUAUAGUAGGAAGAUCUUAUGGAAAACUAUGGAGAGGGGAUAAUGAAGUGACGUGGAGAAGUGAUCAACAAAGCUAUAAAAGAACAUCACCCUUAAACAUUUGUGCAAUUACAACGGCGGCUGCUAUGACCACUACAGCUAGUAGUAUCAUAUCACAACCUCACUUGUCACCUUCUAUAGCAGCUCCUAUCACUACACAAGAUCAUAGGCCUGCUAUUUCAUUACAGGCUAAACAGGGUAUAUCUCCAGCGAAUGAUGCACUCGGACGGAUUGACAAAGAUGUGGAAUCUCCGGAGUCGAUUAAUGAUGCUGAUUUGCAUGGCGAUGUUGACGCUCCCGAUCUCAGUGGUGAUGACAGGAGUAUAGCAAGUGAUGUCCGUCAUGGACAUGAAGUUAUUUUGGACCAUGAUUCCAUGGAUUCUGAACGUGGUGCACUCAAUCUGGUUACGGAUGUUUCACAACGGAAUAGUAGCGGUGGUACAAGUGGUAGUGCAUCAUCACCGAGUUCCGGGGUGAGUAGUCAAUUAACCGGAAGCCAUGCUGGUGCAGGUAAUUCACCAGCAACAUUGGCAGCUCAGUUAGUUAGCCAACAAUUGUUGAUGCAUGGUUCUUUGGGUACAUUAAGUUCACAAGAAAUUCAAACAUUAGCAUCGACUCUACAACAGCAGCAACAAUCACUACAACAGCACCUACAACAGAUUGCCAUGUUUCAUCAAGCUAAUCCAGCGACUGGUCAACUUCCUGCACAAGCGCAGUUUUUCUUACAAAAUCAGGUACAGCAGGCAGUUGCACAAGCAGCACAACAACUUCAAGCCUUACAAAAACAACAGGCAUUACAAGGUGGUGGUAGUCUUAUAGGACGUAAUGUUAGUCAACAAAGAUCUCCACCACCACCUGGUACACCACCGGCAAUUAAACCACCGACAACAAGACUAGAACCAUCACCUGAAGAAACAACAGAUCUUGAAGAACUAGAGCAAUUUGCUAAGACGUUUAAACAAAGACGUAUAAAACUUGGUUUUACCCAAGGCGAUGUGGGUCUUGCCAUGGGAAAACUUUACGGCAAUGAUUUUUCUCAAACAACUAUUUCAAGGUUUGAAGCACUGAAUCUCUCAUUUAAAAAUAUGUGUAAAUUAAAACCAUUAUUACAAAAAUGGCUUGAGGAUGCUGAUAACUCUUUAAACAAUCCAAACUCACUAUCUAAUCCAAUGACCACACCCGAAGCUAUUGGUAGACGGCGAAAAAAGCGGACGUCUAUUGAAACAAGCGUUCGAGUUGCUUUAGAGAAAGCAUUUUUACAAAAUCCUAAACCAACGUCUGAAGAAAUAACAAUUCUUGCUGAUAAUUUAGCGAUGGAAAAAGAAGUUGUUAGAGUGUGGUUUUGCAACAGGCGACAGAAAGAAAAACGAAUAAAUCCACCAGCAGCAGCUAUCGGAAGUCCAACAAUGACAUCCACAGCACCAUCAGUAUUUGCUUCAUUGGCUAGUUCGAUGUCAGCAAGUCCUUUAGCACUUACUACACAUUCAUCAGGAAUGUCUGGACAUCAACAUUCAACACCACUCGGUUCACCUUUGCCAUUGGCGUUAGUCGCUUCCGCAGGAGGGAACUAUCAUAGUUUAAAUAGUAAAUCUCAUGAGUGACAGCAACCUGCGACCCAUCAGAGGGACGCUAUCUAUUAUCCUCAUCAGCAACAACAAUCACAAACGCAACCACAAUCACAAUCACCCUUGCAACAACAACAACAACAACAACAACAACAACAACAACAACAACAACAACAACAACAACAA
Messenger RNA from Microplitis demolitor, 3809 nucleotides. Its product is annotated as POU domain, class 2, transcription factor 1. The transcript has 9 exons. NCBI's taxonomy places the organism in Eukaryota, Metazoa, Arthropoda, Insecta, Hymenoptera, Braconidae. Gene Ontology annotation, biological process: regulation of transcription by RNA polymerase II. Gene Ontology annotation, molecular function: DNA-binding transcription factor activity, RNA polymerase II-specific; RNA polymerase II cis-regulatory region sequence-specific DNA binding. The record is from RefSeq and is a predicted model, not a curated record. Bases 1404 to 3659 code for a protein of 751 amino acids.